Messenger RNA from Leptonychotes weddellii (Weddell seal), 2532 nucleotides. RefSeq names its product HGH1 cochaperone (gene HGH1). The record is from RefSeq and is a predicted model, not a curated record. NCBI's taxonomy places the organism in Eukaryota, Metazoa, Chordata, Mammalia, Carnivora, Phocidae.
CUCGAGCCCGGUGGCGGCGUGGGUGAUCGGGAGGCACCUGCAGGCAUGGGGGAGGCCCGGACUGGCAUGGGCGCGCCGGCUGAUGGGCUAUCUCCCGCAGGGUUGCCGAUGCCGGAGGCCGGCGUGGAGGCGGAGGUGGCGAAGCUGCUGCCCUUCCUGGCGCCCGGGGCGCGGGCUGACCUGCAGGCGGAGGCGGUGCGGCACGUGCUGGCGCUGACCGGCUCUGGGCCCGGUCGGGCGCUGCUGGCCGGCCAGGAGGCGCUGCUGCGGGCCCUGGUCGAGCUGGCUGCGGCCGCGGCCCCGGCCCCGGCCCCGGCCCCGGCCCGCGACGCCGCUCGUGCGCUCGUCAACCUGGCUGCCGAGCCCGGCCUGCACGAGCGGCUGCUGGAGGCCGAGCCCGCGCUGCCUGCCCGCCUGCUGGGCCGCGCGUUGGACCCAGCGUGGCCCUGGGCCGAGGAGGCGGCCGCCGCGCUGGCCAAUCUCAGCCGCGAGCCGGCGCCGUGUGCCGCGCUGAUGGCAGCGCUGGAAGCCGAGGAGCCGGGGGAGUCGGGCCUGGAGCGGCUGGUGCGCGCGCUGUGCACGCCCGACUACAACGCCCGGGCGCCCCUGCAUUACCUGGGGCCAGUGCUCUCCAACCUCAGCCAGCGUCCCGCGGCGCGGGCCUUCCUGCUGGACCGCGAGAGGUGCGUGGUCCAGCGGCUGCUGCCCCUUACCCAGUUCUCAGACUCCUCGGUGCGCAGGGGCGGGGUGGUGGGGACUCUCCGAAACUGCUGCUUCGAGCAUCGACACCACGAGUGGUUGCUUGGGCCCCAGGUGGACAUUCUCCCUUUCUUGCUGCUGCCCCUGGCUGGGCCUGAGGACUUCUCUGAGGAGGAGAUGGAGCGGCUGCCUGCCGACCUGCAGUAUCUGCCGCCAGACAAGCAGCGAGAGCCUGAUGCUGACAUCCGCAAGAUGCUCCUCGAGGCCAUCAUGCUGCUAACAGCCACAGCGUCUGGUCGGCAGCAGGUGAGAAACCAGGGAGCCUACCUGAUCCUGCGUGAGCUACACAGCUGGGAGCCAGAGCCCGACGUGCAGGUGACUUGUGAGAAACUCAUUCAGGUGCUCAUUGGGGAUGAGCCAGAGCCGGGCAUGGAAAACCUGCUGGAGGUACAGGUGCCCGAGGAUGUGGAGAGACAGCUGCAGCAGCUGGACCACCAGGAGCUGGAGCAGCACACCCAGGUGCAGCCACAGGAGCUGGCCCCAGAACCACAAGCAGAGGGGGCUACACCCACCUGAGGCCCUUGCAACCCACCACCAGCUCCAGGCCCACCUUUGCCAGCCCUUCAGUCCAGGCCUUCCUGCAGCCACCCGCAGGCCUCUGGGUCUCCUUGCUCAGAGGUUGUUCCCUGCUGAAAAGCAGAGCUACGCUUACGCUCAGGGUGAGGUGUCUAGGGCGAAUGCCCAAUAAACCUGCGAGGGUCGGGGUACCUCCUCGUGCCCUCGAGCAACUCAGCUUGCUCAGACCAGCACUGAUCAGCCAGAGCUAGUCACGCCCUGUGACUCUCAGGUACGUACCUCCAGGAAGGUGGCCGAUGGGGCUGGACAGAUAAGCCGUACAAGCCUGAGCAGCCCCCAAGGGCACUACAGAGGUCUGGGCAUCGGUGGGCAUCCAGGUGCAAGCAGUGCCCUUUGCUGCCAGUCCAACCUGAGUCUUCAAUCCUGGGGUCCUCGGCUUGCCCUGCCAGAGAUCCAGGCUCAAAGGACUGACCUCUCGUGACUUUCACCAGCCUCAGCCUGUCCUGGGAUCUCCUAGAGCUGCGCCCCCCUGGUUUGUCCUUGGAGCGCUUGCUGGGUACUGUCUCUCUUCAUCCCCUCCCCCGUCCUGCUCAGUCCCUUGCUAGUUUCUCCAGCCCAGGACUGAUGUGAUGCGGCUCGCUGUCCCCACUAACUAGGCUCUAUCCUUGGUCAGUUUCCUUGAGUUUCAGAGCCCCUUGCCUCACACAUGGAGAGUCUUCCUGAUGGGCCUGCAGCCUUGCUCUUUGCCAGACCUUUUCCCUUACCACCCUCUGCCCCCGUGGCGCCCCCUUUGGGCCCAAGAAACUUGUUCUCCCCCAGCCCCUUGUGUGGGUCCUCUGUUCUGCAGCUGCCAAGCCAAGCCUGGUAGGCUGUCCGCGUGGCCCUCCCCGCACUGUGCUCCCUUCCUGGUGCCAUCUUUGGCAUAGGACUCCCUUGCACUCUGGCACUGGAGUGCAGCCUGACGCCCUGACUUCCCAGCACCCUCACUCCACACGUCCUCAGUCCUGUCACUGCCUCCAAAGCCGGAGGUCCACUCCAGUUCCACCAAGGCUGGGUGCCUCAUGGAAACGAGGUAUCUCCUGUCUCUGUGGUACCCUCUGUGUUUGCCUCCUCCCGAGUAAAGCUCUGGCAUGGAGGCGCGUGGGCUCGCGUUCUCCCUGGAUGGGGAGUGCUAGUGGGUUCCCCGUGGCUGGCUGCCCUGGCCUGUGCUGAGACAGCAGCAUCCCCUCCAUAAAAUAAAUGUUUUAUCUGGCCUCA